Peronospora matthiolae is the source of this 480-nucleotide messenger RNA. The record is from the annotation of a GenBank genome assembly. Lineage: Eukaryota; Oomycota; Peronosporomycetes; Peronosporales; Peronosporaceae.
AUGGGAGCCAAGACUAGGAAAUGGAUGGCCCGACCACGUCGCAGCGUUCUAGGGCACGAAUCGAUGAGGGCUGAUUCUGGUGGCAACGUGGAAACCGCGAGCUUGGAACUGGACGGAUGGAGCCCGUUGGCUGCCAAACGUUCGUCGAUAAUCGCGUCGGGUCGCUGUCGCGCGUGUCUACGAGGUUUCAAGAUAACGGGACUGUGUCCAGAAUGGCUGGGUAAUUUCGUUGAGAUCAGACUGGUCGCUGCAGCCUAUGGAAGUGGAUGUAUGAUUAUUGGGGAGAGCAUUGUGCAUAUCGCGAUUUGUAUCGAUCUUUCUGUCUCCUUGUCGUUCGUGACGUCCGGCAUGAUCCAGACGACACGAGUCAUGGCUCAAAUAAUUCCGGACGUCUUCACAGCUGUGCUGCCUUGUCAGAAGGUGGGCUAUGAAUCGUGGAGCAAGGUCAUAUCGGUAGGCCAUAUACGUGAGACAGGAUAA